This is a messenger RNA of Pectinophora gossypiella (pink bollworm), 1914 nucleotides long. Its product is annotated as protein brown-like. Gene Ontology annotation, molecular function: ATP hydrolysis activity; ABC-type transporter activity; ATP binding. The transcript is spliced from 12 exons. Gene Ontology annotation, cellular component: membrane. Bases 77 to 1870 code for a protein of 597 amino acids. Lineage: Eukaryota; Metazoa; Arthropoda; Insecta; Lepidoptera; Gelechiidae. The record is from RefSeq and is a predicted model, not a curated record.
AUUUUAUUCGUGUCAUACUGCAUCGUUAGUGGAAAUGUGAUUGUCAAAUCAAGUGGUCUUUCCGUGUUGAAGUGUCAUGGACUUUACUAAUAGCAAGAAUGUAGAAACAAAAGGAUGCGACAAGGAUGUCCUGCGAAUCACAAACCUAAAAGUAUGGACACCAGAGGAGAAGUCAUGGUGGAGACGGAAGGUUACGAAGCCGAAGACUGUGAUAUUGAACAAUGUUACAGGCUGCAUAAAGGAAGGCGAAUUUGUUGCUGUACUUGGACCAAGUGGUGCAGGCAAGACGACAUUUCUGGUGUCCCUAGCUGGUAAAUGCUCCCUGCCUUCCGAAGGUGUCGUUACAGUGAAGGGUACAAAUGUCAGGGAACUUCAAGACGUGGCCGAGGUGGUCCCUCAAUCUGAAGCAUUCAUGCCCAGUUUAACUGUCAUGGAACAUUUGGUGUUUAUGACAGAAAUGAAACUUGGGAGCUGUAAGACGUCAACUAACAGAGUAAUACUGACGGAAUUGAUGCACGAAUUGAAACUUAAACCUCUUGAGCACACGUUAACUAAUGCUCUUUCUGGUGGAGAGAGGAGGUUGCUGUCUUUGGCUACAUCACUUCUAUCAAACCCAGAAAUACUAAUCUGUGAUGAACCAACGACGGGUCUCGACAGCUAUAAUGCGAGUUUAGUAAUAGGUGUCUUGAAGAAAAUAGCCUCUUUUAAUAAGGUGGUGAUUUGUUCAGUACAUCAACCUUCAUCUGAUCUCUUUAAAGAGUUCAGUUCUAUAAUGCUGAUGGCUGAAGGAAGACUCCUAUUCCAAGGCACCCAAGAUGAUUGUAGAGAUUUGUUUGAGAGCAUAAAUCUCCAUUGCCCGAAUAACUACAACCCAGCCGAGUUCUACAUCCGAGCCGUAUCUAGUUGGGAUACAAACGAGAAUCAUGCGCAGACACUCACGGAAAUAUACGAGCAAUCGCCGAAGUGCCACGGAACGCGUACUCGUAAUAAAGGCAAAAGGGCGGAGGAACAUAGAAUAUGCCAAAGAAACUGGCUUAUACAAGUAUAUUUAUUACUAUGGAGAUCAUCUUUAACACUGCCGAGAGAAGUGCUAAACAAUUUGUUCCAGCUGUUUGUUUGUCUGGGAAUGUCUUCAAUAGUAAUCGGUACAUGCUACGUCGGUAUCUCAGGCACCACUCAGAGAGGGAUACAAGACCUUAGGGGGUACCUAUGGCUGAUCUGCAGCGAGAUUUGCUUCAGCCUCUCCUACAACGCCCUCUAUGUGUUCGAGGGGGAGCUGACUCUCUUCAGGAGGGAGGUUGGAGUAUACAGAACUUCAGCGUACUUUGUUGCGAGGUUUUUCAGUCUGAUUCCUCGAUGUAUAAUCUGGCCAGUCAUGUUCGUCGUUGUAGCCACGAUAACUGUGGAGCUGCCCAACUACGUCAUCACUUCUCUGGAGUUUAUUCUCGCUUUAAUGUGGGCUUCCGUGGCUGCUACUGCUUACGGCCUCGGCAUGGCAGCCCUCUUCACAUCAACCGGCGUCAUGGGUGACGUCAUGCCCUGCGCUGACCUCCCUCUCUUCCUCAUGUCCGGAGCCUUCCUGAGGAUAUCUUCCCUGCCCAUCUGGUUGCACCCUGUCAAAUACAUCUCCCACUUCUACUAUGUCAUGGAUGCUUUGAGCAACAUUUAUUGGAGGCAGAUCGACCACAUUGAUUGUCCAUAUAACACAACGAUGUGUGUCAACGACGGUAUCUCAGUAUUAGUUGAAAAUGGGUACGCAAAGGACUUCAUUCUACAAGAUACUUUGGGUCUACUUUGUGUUACUAUAAUUUGGUCUGCCUUGGGUUAUUACGGUUUAAAGCGAGAAGAAAAGAAGGGGUAUGCUUAUUAGAAUAAGAAAACUUUAUUAAAUUAUGGAAAAAUAUUGUAUUUUCA